CCAAGUCGUCUACUCAAUAUCGGUAAACAUAAGGCUGUGACGUAGAGCCGCAACCGCCACGCCUUAGUGCACACGCCAAGACGAUUGGACAAUAUUGUGGCUCGACUGGUCGUGCCCUUCAGGUGGUCGCAACGUCGGUUGUUCGCAUUGCUGACGAAGACACUUUUACACGUUUCAAUGCAUUUUGUGCGCUUAAAAGCUCAGAUUCCAACUAGAUUUUACAGCACACUAUUUAAACUACUCCUCUGAAGUACUACAAUAACCAAAAACGGUGUAGAUUUCGUUUUAUACACGUAACGUUAAUUUCAAUAAUUUGUACUAAGCGUUUACAGUUACACUAACAGCUGACCUGUACACGUGACGUAACAUAACCGUUUAUGACAUCACACGAUUUUGCUUCCGGUAAAGUAUUUUGUAAAUUUAUCACUCUUUUUAUUUUUUCAAAGGGAUUAAUUACGAAGGCAACCGUCAUGACUUCUGUCAGUAAAGCAAUCCACACAAAGUCUCACAAGAGAUACAGCAUGGACGGUAAGCGAUUACGUUCAGUGCAAAACCCUUCUUCGAAUAUCGUUGACCUGCAGUCAGUGAAUCUGCAUCUAGGAGAUAUUAAGAAGAAACAAGACGAAGUUGAAAAACAAGUUGAAUUCUACGAACACGCAAGCGACUUCAGAAAAGCUAUGCACGUCCUGGUCGAAUCCAGCUUUUUCACCCUGAUGAUAAUGGCUGUCAUUUUGACCAACACCCUUAUGUUAGUACUCUCAACAUGGAGGUCUAUUGAAAUUCACUUCGGUUACUACUUUGCUGUAAUAGACGGAAUAUUUAUGGCUGUAUAUGUGAUCGAAUGCUCGCUGAAGAUUUAUGUUUGGAGAUCAGAGUAUUUCCAUAAAGGAUGGGAUAUUUUAGAUUUGGUGAUAGUGUGCACCAGUCUUAGUGAGAUGUUGGCUCCCCUCACUGUGGGAGCUGGAACUUUUAGUGGAGGAGGGGCGAGUAUCUUUAGAAUCCUCCGUGUCCUUCGUGCGUUGCGAUCCUUGCGUGUCCUCCGCACCAUCCGCUUCCUAGAGAACAUCCAAGUCAUCUUGAUCACUUGCCUCCAUUCGUUUCAAUCUUUAGGAGCAAUCCUGAUGCUCAUGAUGACAUUCUUAGUUAUAUUUGCGGUGGUUGGACGAGGUCUCUUCGUGUCCAUCGAUGCAAAACACUUCGGAGAUUUUGGAAAAGCCUCGUUUACUUUGAUCCAGCUACUGACUUUAGAUGAUUGGUUUGAGAUAUUUACUGGAGUUACUGACAAGUUAGGAUAUUUUGACGUCCAAAUGUUUUUCUUCCUACUUUUCUACAUCAUCAUCGAAUACUUCGUGUUUCUUAAUCUUUUUAUCGCUGUAUUGGUGGAUAAUUUUCAACUUACGCUGCGGGACAAAAUGAUUCGAAAAGCCGAAGAGAAGGAACGACUUGAAAAAGAAAAACGGCAGAAGAACGAACAGAACGGAAAGGAAGAAAAUAAUUCUGACGAUCUUUCCGACGAUAACUUGGCAGCAAUUAGGAACGAACUGUUUUUCCGAGACGAAGAUUCUCUGAGCGACGACGAAUAUUUUGACGUGGAAAAAGAACUUUUCACUUUUAUGAACACCUCAGAUGAGGAAAACAACUUAGUAACAUGGUACUACCGAAUCCUACCAGCUCUUGAAAAACAAAGUCAUCAAGCACAUAACCUGAUCUCGUGUCAUGACCGCAUUAUAGACAUGGUGGUGGACAAUACUGAUGACGUCAUCGAACGACGGUAGAAGAUCACAAUACAUAUACACAUAUAUGUGGAAUAUACACGAUGUUUUACAGAGUUG
Messenger RNA from Ciona intestinalis (vase tunicate), 1832 nucleotides. NCBI's taxonomy places the organism in Eukaryota, Metazoa, Chordata, Ascidiacea, Phlebobranchia, Cionidae. The record is from RefSeq and is a predicted model, not a curated record.